Messenger RNA from Vigna unguiculata (cowpea), 1488 nucleotides. RefSeq names its product cathepsin B-like protease 2. Gene Ontology annotation, biological process: proteolysis; regulation of catalytic activity. Lineage: Eukaryota; Viridiplantae; Streptophyta; Magnoliopsida; Fabales; Fabaceae. The record is from RefSeq and is a predicted model, not a curated record. Gene Ontology annotation, molecular function: cysteine-type endopeptidase activity.
CAGCGUUCAUCUGAUCGAACCCGCCCAACACAGUCUCCAAUCCCAAGCCUCCGUUAGGUUCAAACUCCGAUGCCGCACCGCUCUUAUUAAUAUCUAUGAAAACUAAAAUAAAGCGGUUAAGUAGGAUAUUCUCUUUCACUGUGUGCCCCACCAAACCCAAUUGCAGUGUUUGGGAAGAAAAGUACAACUAAUCUAUAAAAAUCUCCUCCGACUUUCCAUUACCAUUUCAUCCAACAACAGAAUAUGGCUUUAACUGGUCUCCCCUAGCAACCUUCUUCUUACUUCUCUCCGCUUCUUAUCUCCAGAUUCUUGGGGCGGAAGCUGAGUCGUUGACUGCUCACAAACUUAAUUCUCCAAUUCUUCAGGAAUCUAUUGCUAAACAGAUUAACGAAAAUCCUGAGGCGGGAUGGGAGGCUGCCAUGAAUCCUCGUUUCUCCAAUUAUACAGUUGAACAAUUUAAGCGCCUCCUUGGAGCCAAACAAACGCCUAAGGCCGUACUCGGGAGUGUACCUGUUAUUUCUCAUCCAAAAUCAUUGAAGUUGCCGGUGAAUUUUGAUGCAAGGACAGCUUGGUCGCAGUGUAGCACUAUUGGAAGAAUUCUAGAUCAGGGUCACUGUGGUUCUUGUUGGGCAUUUGGUGCUGUAGAAUCAUUGUCAGAUCGCUUUUGCAUUCAUUUUGAUGUUAAUAUUUCUCUCUCUGUCAAUGACCUUCUCGCAUGCUGUGGCUUUCUGUGUGGAUCUGGGUGUAAUGGGGGAUAUCCCUUAUCUGCAUGGCGAUACUUAUCCAACCACGGUGUUGUCACUGAAGAGUGUGACCCAUAUUUUGAUCAAACUGGCUGUUCUCAUCCUGGAUGUGAGCCAGCUUAUCGGACUCCCAAGUGUGUUAAAAAGUGUGUAAGUGGGAACCAGCUGUGGAAGAAGUCAAAGCACUAUAGUGUCAGUACCUACAAGGUCAAAUCUAAUCCCCAUGAUAUCAUGGCAGAAGUGUACAAAAAUGGGCCAGUUGAGGUCGCAUUUACUGUUUAUGAGGAUUUUGCUCACUACAAGUCAGGAGUUUACAAACACGUCACAGGUUAUGUACUAGGCGGUCAUGCAGUGAAGCUAAUUGGGUGGGGAACAACUGAUGAUGGCGAUGACUAUUGGCUUCUUGCAAAUCAGUGGAACAGAGAAUGGGGAGAUGAUGGUUACUUCAAAAUCCGAAGGGGGACAAAUGAAUGCGGGAUUGAAGAGGAGGUAACUGCUGGUUUGCCUUCUACCAAAAACCUCGUAAGAGAGGUGACUGAUAUGGAUGAUGGCGUUGCUGUUUCAUUCUGAAUGUAAAUACGUUACCUUGCCAAUUAUAUGAUGUAUGGGUAUUGAAAUCGAAAAAUCUGCACUAAAUCUUGCCUGUAGGCUGAACCACGCUAUUUUUAUGAUUAUAAUGUGCAAAGUCAUGUUAAUUGUAAUGGUAUUGAUGUGUUUCUUGGUUUACAAGCCCCGAUCUUUUGUG